Diaporthe amygdali is the source of this 3249-nucleotide messenger RNA. RefSeq lists its product as uncharacterized. Gene Ontology annotation, molecular function: ATP binding; ABC-type transporter activity; ATP hydrolysis activity. Lineage: Eukaryota; Fungi; Ascomycota; Sordariomycetes; Diaporthales; Diaporthaceae. The record is from RefSeq and is a predicted model, not a curated record. The transcript is spliced from 3 exons. Gene Ontology annotation, cellular component: membrane. Bases 1 to 3249 code for a protein of 1082 amino acids.
AUGGCAUCGCGGACAGCCCGCGCCUGCGUUCUCGGCGCGCUUGCGCUGUCGACCGCUGCCCUCGCCCAGAACUUCUCGUCGUCAUCUCCAGGCAUCGAUGCUCUCCGCGCGCAGCUCGCCUUGAUGGACGACAGGCCUAAGGACUGCCCACCAUGCUUCAACUGUCUUCUUCCCGCCUUCAGCUGUGCCCAAUAUGCCGACUGUAACUCGUUCAACGGACAAUGUUCCUGUCCUGCCGGCUUCGGUGGCGUGGACUGUAUCGAGCCUCUCUGCGGUUCCUUGGCCCGAGGCAACGAGCACCGACAAAUACGUGAAGGCAAGACCUGCGAAUGCGACGACGGCUGGGACGGUCUCAACUGCAACUUGUGUACUGACGAUAGGGCAUGUAAUGCCCUGAUGGAGACCGAAGAGGGUGGCGUCUGCUACCAGCUGGGCAACGUCUUGAAGAACAACUACCAGAUGUGCGACGUCACCAACGAGAAGAUUCGCGAUCUCCUGGGAGAACAAAUUCCUCAAGUCACUUUCACUUGUGAUGCCUCCGACGCUAGGUGUGACUUCCAGUUCUGGGUUGACAAGAGGGAAUCCUUCUACUGUACCUUGAACGAGUGCGACUCGGCCUACGAUUUCAGCGACUCCUCCCAGAACAAAACCUCGUACAGCUGCAAGACCGUCGAGUGUUCAUGUAUACCUGACCGGAUGCUCUGUGGUGAAAACGGCAGCGUUGAUAUCACCGACUUCCUCGACGAGGAGAUUAAGGGUCCCGGUGCGUUCAAGUGCACACAGAUCAAAGGCGGCGCCAACAAGUGCAGUUUUGAGGAGCCCGCCAUGAAUGAUCUGAUCAACCAAAUGUUUGGGGACUCCAGCAUCACCUUGACGUGCCGUUCUGGCGAAUGCGUGCACUUUUCCGAACUGCCCGACUACAAGCCACCCGUUCCCAAGAUCAACACGCCUCUGAUCGCUGGCGUCAUCGCCGGCUGUGCUCUGUUCCUCGUUGCUGUCAUCGUCCUCACCUGGUAUCUGUCCCGGCGCUCCUUCAAAUACGGGCCCAUUCAUCUUGACGACUCCGACGACGAAGGACUCAAGCUCAUGGCAGACCACAAGCCUGCAUCGCUGCAAUUUGAGGAAGUAUCGUAUACUCUGAAUGGCAAGCAGAUCUUGAACUCAAUUCGAGGCGUCGCGUAUCCCGGAGAGGUUACCGCUAUCAUGGGCGCAUCCGGUGCUGGAAAGACAACAUUUUUGGACAUCCUCGCACGCAAGAACAAACGAGGAACCGUCAACGGUGAUUACUACGUUAACGGCGAGAAAGUUACGGACGCGGAUUUCAAAGCUGUGGUUGGCUUCGUCGACCAGGAAGACACCAUGCUGCCGACACUGACGGUCCACGAAACUAUUCUGAACAGCGCCUUGCUGCGACUGCCCCGUGACAUGACCCGAGCCGCAAAGGAGCAAAGGGUCACCGAAGUCGAGAAGCAACUUGGUAUCUAUCAUAUCAAAGACUCUCUGAUUGGCUCUGAAGAAGGCAAAGGUCGUGGGAUUUCCGGUGGCGAGAAGCGCCGGGUCGGCAUUGCCUGUGAGCUGGUCACUAGCCCCUCCAUCCUCUUCCUCGAUGAGCCUACCAGUGGCCUUGAUGCAUAUAAUGCCUUCAAUGUCGUCGAAUGUCUUGUGACUCUGGCAAAAGACUUCAAGCGGACCGUCAUUUUCACCAUCCAUCAACCAAGAUCGAACAUCGUGGCCCUCUUUGACAGGCUCAUACUUCUCGCCCAGGGCAGAUCAGUCUACUCUGGCCCGUUUGCACAGUGCCAGGACUACUUCGAUCAUAUCGGAUAUCCUUGCCCUGCUGGUUUCAACAUUGCUGACUAUCUGGUCGACUUGACUAUGCACGCUGGCACAGCGACAACGUUUGAUGAUGGUGCCAUAUCAGUUGACGCGGCCAGUGUUGGGCCAAGCAGUGUGAGAGGCGUCAAGUCUAUCGCUAGUGUAUCGAAUGCCAGUAUCGGAGAAGACAGUGGUGCCGAAGCUUCAGCCUCCCGACCCAAGGGCAAACGCAGGGAUUCUGUCAAAGCCAGGCUGGAACGGGAGCUCUUCACACGCCGCCAGACCAAUGCCGACACUGCAGCUUCAUCCGACGGGGAAGGCGAGACUGGUGCUUACAAGCUUCACAAACAGCCCCCUGGUCAUGUUCCUUCUCAGAUCAUCGAAGAUCCCCAUGAUCUCCCACCUGCAGCGAUUGGCGGCACAAAUCUUGACAUCUUGGUAAACUCUUUCGCAGAGUCUGAUAUAUCCGGCACGACACAUGACGAGAUUCAGCAAGCAGUUGCCAGCGCCCAGAAUGCCAACGGCCGCAACGCCAAUGGCUACAGCGUGAACGGCUCAAACAUCUACACCAGCGUUGUUGGCAAAGGAUAUGCGCGCAUCGGGUACGGCCGACAAUUCAUCAUACUCUCGCAGCGAACGUGGAAGAACUUGUACCGCAAUCCACUCUUGAUGCUGACACAUUACGCCAUCGCCAUUCUCCUCGGCGUGCUCUCUGGUUAUCUUUUCUAUGGACUGACCUCAGACAUUCCUGGAUUCCAGAAUCGGCUGGGUCUAUUCUUCUUCGUGCUGGCCCUCUUCGGUUUCAGCACGCUGACCAGCUUGAAUGUGUUCUCUUCUGAGAGGCUACUGUUCACAAGAGAACGCGCAAACGGCUACUACUCCCCUGUCACCUACUUCGCCUCCAAAGUUCUCUUCGACAUUGUUCCGUUGCGAAUAAUCCCGCCUAUCUUGAUGGGAAUAAUUAUUUACCCAAUGACGGGAUUGCAGGCGGACGCGGCACACUUCUUCUUUUUCCUCCUUGUGUUGGUACUUUUCAAUCUCGCUGCCGCCGCCAUUUGUCUGUUCAUUGGUAUCGUGUGCAAGGACAGCAGCGUUGCAAAUCUGAUUGGCAGCUUAGUCAUGCUGUUCAGUUUGUUGUUCGCCGGUCUUCUUCUGAAUGCACAAAAGAUCCCGGACGGAGCCAAAUGGCUUCAGUGGUUGUCGAUCUUCCACUAUGCUUUCGAGUCGCUCAUUGUCAACGAGGUCAGCAAAUUGACGCUUGUCGACAAAAAGUACGGCUUGGACAUCACGGUACCUGGCGCCGCCAUUCUUAGCUCUUUCGGCUUCGACAACGGCGCUAUGUGGAAGGACGUCAUCUUUUUGGGUGCCUAUGGCGCUGGGUUUGUCGUGCUUGCAUACGCCGCCAUGCAUGUCCUGCUGGUGGAGAGGAGGUAA